Messenger RNA from Alosa sapidissima (American shad), 734 nucleotides. RefSeq names its product transmembrane protein 17 (gene tmem17). The record is from RefSeq and is a predicted model, not a curated record. Lineage: Eukaryota; Metazoa; Chordata; Actinopteri; Clupeiformes; Clupeidae. The transcript is spliced from 5 exons. Gene Ontology annotation, cellular component: ciliary transition zone. Bases 106 to 681 code for a protein of 191 amino acids. Gene Ontology annotation, biological process: non-motile cilium assembly.
GUCUAGCUGACUGGAGUCUGUUGCCUACACGCCCCCAUCAUCCAUACUACGCUCGAGGGAAAACCGUCUGCAGUUUGUCUCCACGGUUUCUAUGUGGAUGGAAACAUGGAUCUACCUGAGCCGUUAAGGCAACGACUGGGAGGACUCACAAGAACCGUGUUUAUUGACCAGAAUCGUACACAACCAACGCCAGAAGAUCAAUGUGUUUUUCUGAGUAAAGACGAUGAAGUUGUCUCCAGUCUCCCUCUUCAGAUGUCCCUUUACUUUAACCUGUGGUUUUUCCCUAUGUGGUGGGUAUGUGAAGUCAUCAUGCUCCACCUAAAGUAUCCAGUCCUUCCUGACUACUACAAGUUUAUUCUGGUGACUGUCCUAAUAUUGAUGACCCUUAUUGAGGGAAUUAGGCUUUACCUUGGCUAUGUUGGAAACUUACAAGAGAAGGUACCAGAGCUGGCUGGCUUUUGGUUGUUGAGUCUACUUUUGCAGUUCCCUCUCAUUUUGUUUCAACUUUUUAAUGAGUCCAUCCUUGUUCAGCCACUGGAAAGAGGGGUCCAUAUAGUGCUGUCCUUGUUCGUUCUUACAGAGGCUCUGUCAGGUUUUGUGGCCCUUCGAGAAAUGGUACAUCACACAGAAAGCCAUUUCCAUCUUCAGCAGUUCGCUGGUGUCCAGGAGCUGAGAACAUGAUUGAGAACUAUCAGCAGUGGAGAUUUACUAACAGAACGAUCACUCUGCACUAA